Dictyostelium purpureum is the source of this 1169-nucleotide messenger RNA. RefSeq lists its product as uncharacterized. Lineage: Eukaryota; Evosea; Eumycetozoa; Dictyosteliales; Dictyosteliaceae. Bases 234 to 875 code for a protein of 213 amino acids. Gene Ontology annotation, molecular function: protein kinase activator activity. The record is from RefSeq and is a predicted model, not a curated record. Gene Ontology annotation, cellular component: nucleus; cytoplasm. The transcript has 3 exons. Gene Ontology annotation, biological process: signal transduction; positive regulation of protein phosphorylation.
AUUAAACUACAAUUCUCUUUUUCUUUUUUUUUUAUUAUUUCCCUUUUUUUUUUUUGUUUUUUUUUUUUUUUGAAUUAUAAAUAUAUUUAAAACAUAUAGUUAUAAUCAUACAUUAAAAUAAUAAUAAUAGUUAAAUAUAUAUAUAUAUAUAUAAACAAUAUAAAUAUAAUUUUGUAUAAUAAAUAAUAGUAAUAAUAAAUAUUGAUUCUUGUCAAUCAAAAAAUUAAAAUAAAAUGAAUAUUUUUGGAAAAAAGAGUCAAACAUUUAAACCAAAAAAGAAUAUACAAGAAGGAUCAAAACAAUAUCAUCUUAAACAAUAUGCUGAAGCAACAUUAGGUAGCGGUAAUCUUAAAUCAGCAGUUUCAUUACCAACUGGCGAGGAUAUAAAUGAAUGGUUAGCUGUAAAUACUACAGAUUUUUUUAAUCAAAUUAAUAUGUUAUAUGGAACAAUUACAGAAUUUUGCACACCAGCAGAUUGUCCUGUCAUGUCAGCAGGACCAAAAUAUGAAUAUCAUUGGGCAGACGGUACAACAGUUAAAAAAGCAAUUAAAGUAUCAGCACCAGAAUAUGUAGAUUUUUUAAUGACAUGGGUACAAUCCCAACUCGAUGAUGAAAAUAUUUUUCCAUCAAAAAUCGGGGUACCAUUCCCAAAGAACUUUCAAUCAAUCGUUAAAACCAUCUUCAAACGUUUAUUUAGAGUUUACGCACAUAUAUAUCACUCUCAUUUCCAAAAGAUUGUUUUAUUAGGUGAAGAAGCCCAUCUCAAUACCUCACUUAAACAUUUUAUCUAUUUUAUUCAAGAGUUUAAUUUAGUUGAUAAAAAAGAAUUAGGACCACUCAACGAAUUAAUUGAAAGUUUAAUGAAGACUCCAUAAAUUAAUAAAUUUAAUAAUAUAUAAAUGUAAAAAAAAAAAAAACAAAAAAAAAAAAAAUAAUAAUAAAUAAUAAUAGACACAUCAUAGAAUUAAUAAUAAACAAUAAAUAACAAUAAUAACAAUAAUAACAAUAACAAUAAUAAUAAUAUUAUAAUAAUAAUAAUAUAGUCAUAUAUAUAUAAUAAUAUAUAUUAAUAAUUAAUUUUGAUUUUUUUUCUUUAUAAUCAAUCAAUUAAUUUGUAAAUUAUCUAGCAUUUAAUUUUUUUAAAAAAAAAUAAAUAAAAUAUAAAAUUU